This is a messenger RNA of Cyanistes caeruleus (blue tit), 3090 nucleotides long. NCBI's taxonomy places the organism in Eukaryota, Metazoa, Chordata, Aves, Passeriformes, Paridae. The record is from RefSeq and is a predicted model, not a curated record.
UCCCUACAGCUGGCUGCAUCCAGUGAUUUCCCUCCCUCCCCGAAGCUCCGUCCCUCGCAGGGAGUCCCGGGCAGUGAGGAGCUGUUUCUCAGCAGGAGCAGAACUUGCAGACCUGCACUGCAGCCCAGUGUGGAGCUGAACCUGGAGCAUUCUGUGCUCUCUGCUGGUGCUCUGGGCUCUCACCAGCCCCAGAUUUCAGGGACACUUGGACACCCCCAGGCACGUGGGAAGAGUGGCAGUGUGGGCUCUGAUCUGCAGUUUUUGGGAUUAAAUAACUGUCAGCAGGACAAAGUUUGUUCCAGCCUCGGUUUUCCCAGCAAGACCCAGAGGAGUUUUUGCACUCAGGCAGAGCCCACCACGUCCUUCCAAGGUCCCAGUGCCAGCCAGGGCACCUUCAUCCUGCCCUCCUUCCCCCUGUCAUCCCCCAGGAACAGCCCCAAGCUGCUCUCUGCUCCUGCUGCCUCUCCAGGGAAGUCCCAGGAGGAUCCCAGGAGCCUCUCCAGCUCCUGGCCCCUCAAAAGCUUCCAGGGGCUGCCUAAGCCUGGUUGCCAGAGGCAGCUGCUCAGCCAAAAGCCAGGAGACAGCACAGGAGACAGCCCGCUGGAGAAGCAUUCCCUGCAGCUGGAGAAGCCUUCCCUGCAGCUGGAGAAGCCUUCCCUGCAGCUGGAGAAGCCUUCCCUGCAGCUGGAGAAGCAUUCCCUGCAGCUGGAGAAGCCCCCCCUGCAGCUGGAGAAGCCCCCCCUGCAGCUGAGGGCUGGCCUGGGCAGGGUCUCGGGGCUGCGGGGGUCCCGGCCCGUGCCCCCCAUCCCGCGCCUGCCCCGGGAGGGCAGCGAGGGCUCGGAGCUGCAGCUGGAGCCCGAGGAGGUGGACCAGGAAGAGAUGCAGAAUUCCCUGCGCUCCCUGCGGAACAGCGCGGCCAAGAAGAGGGCAAAGCUGAGCAGCAGCAUCGCCGACCUGGAGAGCCCCGACUCGGGGGUGAAACUGGAAUUUUCCGGGGAUUGCUCCUCCCAGGGCUCCUCCCCCGGAGCCGCUUCCACCGAGAGCGGAAUUUGCAGCCAGGAAUCGCCGGGCUCCCCCGUGGGCACGCUGCCCCCCAGGAGGAGAGUGAUGUCAGACACUUUUCCAGCACUUGGCAGCAAAUCCCACCCUGCAAAAGUAUCUCCAGCAAGGCCCAGAGACGCAGAGGGGGCAGAGCAUCACCCCAGCACAGGCCCUGCAGAGUCAGUGCCUGGUUUUGCACCGAAGAACGAUCUGGGGUUCACACCUGAAGAUGUCGUUGCUGUUGUUGGUAAAGGUGUUUUUGGGAGCGCUCCUGCCCCAGCUCCCAGCCAGUCCAUGCCCUGUGUGGCCAAUGGGGACAGCCAGGCUGCCAGGGAGGGAGCAGAGGCAGCCCCAGGGAGAAGCUUCCAGCAGAACAGCACUUCCCAUUCCCACUGCCAUGCAGGGAAUGAAGGAGAGAUAAAAGCGACCUUGUCAAAAUCUGCUCAGGAGAAGCUGAGGAGGAAGAGGAAAGAAGACAGAGAACACAACCAUAAAGAGCAGGAAAGCAAAGACUUGGAAGGGAAGGAAGAAUUCCCUUGGGAAAGGAUUAGACUGAGUAUGAGUGAACCAGAGAAACUCACAGCAGAAAGGUUUAAUCUCUGUGGGGAUUUAUUGACAUCGCCAAGAAAUGGAUCUUUGUCCUUAGAAAAUGUGGCCUUGAACCCUUCUCUGAAAAGAACAUCCAGUUUGAAGAGGUCAAAGUGUUCAUCCUUGCUAGAUUCUGGUAAGCUGGGACAAAGUGGGUGGAAUUUAAAUACUGUUUUUUCACACAGGGAGAAGAAAAUUGAAGGUCUGAACUUUGUCAGGUGCUUGUCUGCCUACCAUGCCCCUAUUCUGACUGCAAAGCUCCAUGAAACAACUCUGGCUGUGGCUCAAGAGGUCAAGAAUUUACGCUCAGGUGUUUCUCGAGCUGCUGUGGUCUGUUUAGGGGAUUUGUUCACCCACCUGAAAAAGAGCAUGGAUCAAGAACUAGAUAAUGCAGUAAAAGUCCUUUUGCACAAAGCUGGGGAAUCCAACACUUUUAUAAGGGAAGAGGUAGACAAGGCACUGAAGGCCAUGGUUAAUAAUGUGACUCCAGCACGUGCACUUUGUUCUCUUAUAAAUGGAGGGCAAAGCCACCUGCACUCAGCCGUGAGGAGAUGCACGGCGCAGCACCUGGGGGACGCGGUGCAGCGCCUGGGCCCCGAGCGCAUCCUGGGGGGAGCCAGGCCCGCGGCCGAGCGGCUGCUCCCCGCCAUCGCCAGGUUCACCCAGGACAGCUCCCAGCAAACACGGUACUACGGGCGGAGGAUGCUCUUCAUCAUGAUGGCUCAUCCUGACUUGGAUAAAACCCUGGAGAAGUUUGUGCCAGCCAAGGAUUUGCCUUACAUUAAGGAAACUGUUGGCACUCUACGAGAGAAGGGCCUGGGGGAGAUGCCCUUGGAUACACCCUCAGCCAAAGGAAGGCGUUCCCAGACUGGAAAUGUUGGACAUUUGAGGUCAUCCUCCACUUGCAGAGAUGCUCCCAUCAUCCCAGACAGGGACGGCACGGAGGCCCAGGAAGCCCCAAGGAGGGCAGCUCCUCGCAGUGCCCUGGAGAGUGAGGAGUAUGUCAGGGACAUCGUGGGGUUACUGAACGCCAAAGAUUUCCGGGAGCGCAUCAGCGGCGUGCGGCAGCUGCUGCUGGACACGGAGAGCAGCCCAGCCCUGGUGCUCGCCAACGUCGUCAGGAUCUUUGACGCUUUCAAGCCUCGCUUACACGACUCCAACAGCAAAGUGAACCAGGCAGCUUUGGAGACCAUGCACAAGAUGAUUCCACUGCUCAAAGACAAUUUAUCACCUGUGAUCAACAUGUUAAUUCCUGCCAUAGUGGACAACAACCUCAACUCCAAAAAUCCAGGGAUUUAUGCAGCUGCCACUAACGUUGUCCAGGCCCUAUGUCAACACUUAGACACCUCCCUGCUGCUGCAGCCAUUCUGCACAAAAGCCCAGUUCCUGAGUGGAAAAGCAAAGCAGGACCUGACAGAAAAGCUGGCUGAGAUGGCUGGAUUUGGAGAGCUGGUUUUUUAA